Exophiala dermatitidis NIH/UT8656 is the source of this 1963-nucleotide messenger RNA. RefSeq lists its product as uncharacterized. NCBI's taxonomy places the organism in Eukaryota, Fungi, Ascomycota, Eurotiomycetes, Chaetothyriales, Herpotrichiellaceae. Bases 1221 to 1871 code for a protein of 216 amino acids. The transcript has 2 exons. The record is from RefSeq and is a predicted model, not a curated record.
AUGGACUCCUGCCAGGUGGACUCAUCAAUCUCAUAUCUACCUUCAUAUUACCCAGUUGGUGCACUAUCUCAGCAUCCCACACGAGGCUGUUGGCUAGAUUGGCUAUCUACCAAUGCUGUACAGUAGGUACGGAUACAUGAUCAUUAUUCGUCUCGUAUUCGAUCCGGACAUGCGGCACAAGUCAAGGUAGUCGAAGUGCAAGAGCCAGACCCAUGAUCUGCAGCAUGGUCCCUGCCCGCGAAGAGACUGUCCGCAGGUGUGAACAGUGUACAAUGUCGUACAGCUGCACCAGACACUCUCUUCUGCCGGGACCUGGUGUCCAAUGCCUCUCUGGGAUAUUGACCGGAUGGACAAUCUCGUCGUCACUUUAUUAUGAACCCCCGGCACUCAGUGGCUAUCAAUCGGUAAGUCCAGGCCGGGCACUGCGGCCGUUCUAGACACUUAUCAAAAAUUGCAUUGGAGCUUGCACACUCUACCGAGAGAACAACAGAGGAGAUGACCCUUUUAAAGCAAUCUCGCUCUGGCCCUUUCGAGUUCUCCCUAUGCGUUGUACUGUCUAAUGCAGCGGCCAUUGUUGGUCUGACAGCUGUCAAAUUGGAAUAUUGGCCAAUGGCGUCUUGGCCCUGAUCUGAGUCGACAGCUGGCUCAUCCUUUUGCACAGCCCGCAAAGUCUUCCCCAGGCACCUGCCAUCUGACCACACGGUCGCGCAUGGACAUUUUACUGGAUGACAGUAGCAUGAGGUAGGUGUACCUUAUGUACUUGGCCAAACUCCAUGAAGACACCACAGUCUCUUUUCUCCAACUUUCAAAUCUCGAGCCAUCCGCCAUUCGCCGUGCCACCUUAGUGGUAGGGUCUGUGCUGGUGCAGUACCGAAUUUCGAUAAAGCCCUCAACUUCCUUUUCCCGACGGUCACGCCGCCCAUAUUGACAACUUGUGGUAGCUUCGAGCGGACAAUUCGCCCGGACAGCUCGUAUUAAUAGAGAGCUUCGCACCGGUUUUCUCAACAUCCAACCUUAACUUUCACGACGCCGCAAAACCUAAAUUCCACUCCCUUCUGGUCUUGCUCUCUUCAAGCUUGCCUCUUUCAAAGCCCUGUGCUGCAAGAGGUGUUGAGCUGCUGAGCCAGCAGGCUCCCUUGUGGCUGGCUCUUCAACGCUCUUCUGCCGCCCUGCAGGGAGAGCCAAUCGUCCAACUGUCUCAAACAUAGAUACAUACAAUAAUGUCGACGAUGCGAAUAUCAAUGACGCUUCGAAUAUCCCUGACGAUUGUUCUUCUCUUCGCCAUCACGGCACUAUCCUUUGUCAUCCCUAAUGCCGACGGCUCCGAUAGCAGAGACAGAGGCCACGACGACAACAACAUUUAUUCCAACCAUGCCUUACACAGACUAAACCCGAUGCAAGGGACCAACAACCUCUUUUGCCGAAGCAGCCAGCAGAGCAUGUCCUGCUACGGAGGGCCUGCGGUGACGCUCCAGACCUGCCAAUCAAGGUGUGCCUGCGAGGAUGGCCGCAUCUCAUGCCCCAGCUACAAAUACUGCGACGACAGCACCAUGGAUACCUUUUGUGGCGGCUUAUGUCAAUGUGGCGCGCCCUUGGCAUCAUCCGCAAAUACGAAUGUCAACUCGAAUUCGGACGCGGCAGACUUCAAGCCCAAAAUCAUCAACAAGGAGCCUGAGGUCGUUGUCAUGAGCCCUCAUCGGUACCCGGCCCCUGUGCCGAGGAGGCAGCAGCCACACCAGUUCGACUCGGACGAAGAGGAGGACUCUGCCUAUUUUGAGGAUGAGGACGACGACUUUAGAAGAAGAAGAAGAAGCACGAGGCGGGAUCUGAGGAGGUCGACUGAUCAACCUGACGUUGGCUUCUCGGUUUGAUCAGGACUGCCAGUUGCAUACUAGCAUGACGAUUAUGGCUAUGGCAUUUUAUAAUGAUUACAAUUACAAACUACAAGAUUUGCAAUCUUCUA